AUGGCAUUCACAAGAAGCGGACGCUUUAUGGACAAUUGUAGCACAACACGGCAACAAUAUAAUUGGAAUCCAAUAUCCGGUUAUAAAGAUCGGGCUCUUAAGUCAUUAAAAGAAGCUGUAGCGAGUAUCACUCCAUUCGUCGACAAAGUCAUGCAGUAUGCAGAGGAUGCUAAACAAAAAUGUAACAGAAAUACAAAACUGACAAUAAAUGAAUCGGCAGCAAUCUAUCUUUACACAAUGCCAAACACAUCUUUCUAUGAGAAACUCAACGAAGCUCUUCGAAUUGAAGAUCCACUGGCGCUGGCACCCUGGUUCGACUUUCUAAAACUAUUCAUUACCGCUCUAGGGAAAUUACCGGAAUUACCAUCGCGUUCGACUACAGUAUGGCGAGGUGUUGCACAAAUUAGUUGCUCUGAUUUCCGUGACAAGGAUAUGUUCACCUGGUGGAGUGUGAAUUCAUGCUCGUUAGAUACCAAUGUCGCUGCAAUGUUUUCAUGCGAGAAGGGCACCCUGUUUUGCAUUCAUACUAUUAAUGGCAAAGAUAUUAGCGAUUACUCGUCAGCGAAUAAAGGGGAAGUAGGAGAGAAAGAAAUCGUUCUUAUGCCUGGAACUCGCUUACGCGUCAAAUCCAAUACGUUUGGUAUUAAUGAUUUUCGUGUCGUUCAUUUGGAAGAAUGUACUCCAAUUCCUGAAGGAAAACAUGUCAUGAUAUCCUAUGAUUCGAAUAGUCAAGAAAUUGUAUCUAAAAUUUAUCAUUAUCUACAACUCGAACAUAUACCACUUUGGCUCAAUAAACAAAAAGAAACGACGAAUGAUCUAAAGAAAAGUUUGGCUGAAGGAGUAGAAAAGGCGUCAGUCGUUUGUUGUUUCGUGACUCCGAAUUAUGAAAAAUCUGACUUUUGUCAACUCGAAUUACAGUAUGCACAGAAGCGGCAAAAACGAAUCAUUCCAUGUAUGCUCACAGAUAUAAAUGUAUCGAAACCUUCCAAUUGGUUAGAGCCUAUAAUUAAAAAUGUAGAAUCGAUCGACUUUCGCAACGUUUCCGAAUCAUCAUCCAUGCAAACAAAGGUAUGGGAACUUAUUGAUCGAAUAGAAGACCAGCCUCCAACACCUCAAUAUACACCGUCACAAGUGGUUGACCGACUAAAUUAUCUAUUUGAACUGAUUAAAUAUGGAUAUAAGCAAAAUAGUCGCAUUGAACGUUUCAUGAAUCCAGUCAAAUCUUUUCCGAUCGACCAAAGUUACAUUAAUUUGGCCAUAGUAGAAACUAUAGAUCAGCAUGAAAAAGAAAAGAAGCUUCGUGAUUCUCAGCACAACGAUGCGAUUAUGGAAGCGUUUGAAAAUAUCCAUGGCACCAAGACUCCAAUAGAUGUCAAAGACAUUUUCAAAACAUGCAAGGAUCAAACAAGGAAUGUGCUCGUAUUCGGCCGAGCUGGCAUUGGAAAAUCAAGAUUUUGUCAAUACAUCGCCCACCAAUGGGCGACUGGAAUGAUUUGGCCUGAAUACGACCUGAUUGCUUUGAUUCCAUUGCAUUCCUUGACAACAGACCGUUAUCCUAUAUUACCAGCUGGCAUCAACUAUUCUCUAAUAGACGUUCUGAGAAAAGAGUGCAUUUCUUUCGAUCAAUAUCUAUCAGAAGAAGAUGAAACACAAUUGCAAGAACAGUUUCAUAAAAGUCGCAUUCUUUGGCUUUUAGAUGGUUAUGAUGAAAUGGUAGGUUAUCCUUUACCCUGA
Molecule: messenger RNA, 1734 nt
Organism: Adineta steineri
Lineage: Eukaryota; Metazoa; Rotifera; Eurotatoria; Adinetida; Adinetidae
Source: the annotation of a GenBank genome assembly